AAAAAUAGUUUUGUGCAGCACAGGUUUUUUAUUUAGUUUCCUGAACAUCUCAGGUCAGCUUUUUUGUUCAAAACUCCAAUGAUUAAUUUAACCCUUUGACACGUGAAUUUAUUUCAGGCUAUGAAAAAAAACCUGCAUUUGCUAAAUUGAGGUAAUUUUGGAGCAAAUGUGGUUUGAUUUCCAUCAGUAAAAUGAAAGCCUGGAGCAGCAGACGUUUAAAGAUUAAACCACAUCAGUAAAGGAAGGAUAAAUAAAUGGAGGCCAUUUGAAUGAAGACAGUAAAAGGUAUAUUUGAUUUUGCCUCUGCAGCGAUGGACUGGAAAAGCGCGCUAAAUCAAUCCACCCAGAACUCCUCCUCCCCAGCCUCAGACUCACCGCCCUCCUUCUCUUCCUGCUGCAACGCCUCACACCUUCUCCUCUCGCCGCCCCUCUUCUCAGUCCCCUCCUUCUCUGGCUUUGACUUCCUGAUCAGCCUGAAGCUCCUCUUCAUCCCACUCUACUCUGCCGUGGUUCUGGUGGCGUGCUCUGGGAACCUCCUCCUCCUCUUCUUCAUCUGGCACAACAAAAAACGACACAGCACCACAAAUUUCCUCAUCAGUAACCUGGCCCUCGUCGACCUCGUCAUGUGCGUCUUCUGCGUCCCCUUGACGGCGUCCUAUGCCUUUGACAGGCGUGGGUGGGUGUUUGGAUACCACAUGUGCCACUUCGUCGCCAUCAUGCAGUCUGCCGCUGUCUACGCAGCCGUCCUGUCGCUGAUGGCCAUCGCAGUGGACCGAUACAUCAUUGUGGCUUACCCCAUCCGCAAAAGAGCGGGCUGUAAGUUUUGCUGGGGUCUGGUGGUGGUCAUCUGGUUGUCCUCUUUGGGUUUGUCCUCACCCAUCGCCCUCCACACAGUCUACCUAGACCUGCACGCCGCAGGCCUGGAGAUGGCCGUGUGCGAAGAGUUCUGGGAUGGCCAGGAGCGAGGCCGCCUCAUUUACUCCUGCUUCAUCCUCCUCUUCUCCUACUUUGUGCCGCUGGCCGCCGUCUCCAUAUCUUAUUGCGCCAUCUCCUAUCACUUGAAGCAAAGGACCAUGUCCGGUUUGACCGCCUGUCUGGAGCUGAGGUCUGCACGGGCGUCCUGGAGCAGACGAAGAAGGAAGACGUUCUGUCUGCUGCUGGCGUCUGUUCUAUGUUUUGCCUUCUCCUGGCUCCCUUUGCAGGUGGUGAACCUGAUACGUGACCUGGACACAGAUUUUUCCAUCCUGGGGAAGAACUACGUAAAUGUCAUCCAGGUUUCCGCACACCUGCUCGCCAUGAGCUCGGCCUGCUACAACCCCUUCAUUUACGCCUCGUUGCACAAUAAAUUCUUGUCCUGCUUGUGUCUCCACUUCCUGUCUCAGAGGAGAGGAAAAGGAAAGUACCGGGGUCAAGGGUCAAGCAGCAUGACAAUGUCUCAUAAAAUGGCCCGCCUUUACACUUCCACCAUUGUGGCCGAUUUGCAAGGUGUUGCCAUGCAGGACAGGAUUCCCCAGGAAAACUACAGCUAGAGUUUGUUUUUUUAAGUGGGACAUUAACCAUGCAUACAUUUACCUCCAAUUUUCUGCUUUUCAGACUUUAUAAGUCUUGAUAGGUGUUGAAAAUGAACAAUUAACAGAGUGAAAUGAUAAAAUAUUUGAGGUCUAAACGAAUAUCUUUUCAAUUUCUCUGAAAUAUGUAUAUUUAAAAUGUGAUCACCUCUAAAAUAUCAUCUAUUUGACCGAAAUUUUCCUUUUUCUUCCGAUAAAAUAUGAGAAACAAAAAAAUAACUGUACUUUUUUUCCAUCCAAUAUAUAUCAGUGUUGUAGAAUUUUACAUUUAUGCUUGAUAAUGUUACAUAAUUUACCAUUUAUUAAUGUUUUUCUCAACCAGAAUCUGUUUCAAAAGUAAUGAAUAAUAUAAUAUUAAUAAUCAAUAUGAAAUGCAACCCAGUAUCUCCUGUCUGUCUACAAAGAGAAAAUGUUUUAUUUAUGUGGUCAACUCUGUUAUAUCUCUUAGAUUAUUUGUUAAUGUGCUUAAAAUAAAUGGUUGCUGUCAAAGUUAAGCCGCUUUCUGCUGUCCUUUUUCACGUUGGUGUCAGAAGUGGGAUUAUUUAUACUAUCAGCAAAGUAUUUUAAAUUGAAGUAAGAAAUCCUCAUAAUCAGUCAAUCUAGAGAAGGAAAGGGAAGAAAUAUGUGGUCCUUUUUAAAGCCGAGGUGUCACCAAGACAUCCAUCACCUCCAGCUUUCACCGUAUUGACAAUCAGACAAGAACUAUAGAGAACAGUAGCCUGAAUCCACCACACCCAGAUGGC
Oryzias latipes (Japanese medaka) is the source of this 2311-nucleotide messenger RNA. Lineage: Eukaryota; Metazoa; Chordata; Actinopteri; Beloniformes; Adrianichthyidae. The record is from RefSeq and is a predicted model, not a curated record.